Pseudogymnoascus verrucosus is the source of this 1575-nucleotide messenger RNA. RefSeq lists its product as uncharacterized. The record is from RefSeq and is a predicted model, not a curated record. The coding region runs from base 168 to 1523 and encodes 451 amino acids. Lineage: Eukaryota; Fungi; Ascomycota; Leotiomycetes; Thelebolales; Thelebolaceae. The transcript has a single exon.
GUUCUGUUUCCCACGACGCUUGAUCUUCGGAACUAACAAUGCAUCGUCCAUCUGCCUUCGUCAACCAAAGCAUGUUCCAUCACAACCUAAACCCCGCGGCGUAAAAUGCAGCGACGGCUCCCAUUCGACGAUGUUGCUUGGGAACAAAGUGACAACGUCUACUUCGAAUGGCGCACCAAGCUUCUCAAACCAGAAACCCUAACAGAAAUCGCCCUCUUCGUUGCAAAGUAUCACCUCGGAACUCCAGUAGUAGAACGCCUCUCACCGGUGCAUAUAACGUAGCAGUGGUUAUUGAUUUCAGCGACGACGGUUCGACAUUGAUUCGCUUUCCCAAGCCGGGCAAGGUGAUGUUUCCCGAGGAGAAGGUCCGGAAUGAAGUCGCUGUUAUGCGGUAUGUUCAUGCUCAUACUUCGAUACCGGUGCCGUUUAUUCUGCACUGGGGAACGAGAGAAGAGAGUCCUUGUGGGUUGGGGCCGUUUAUUGUUAUGGAGUAUGUUGAGCAUGCUUGUGAUGUUAGUGAUGCUUUGAAUACGCCUGGGAUUCCGUAUGAGGAGAGACCGAUUCUUGAUCCGUCUAUAGAUGGAGAAAAACUUCGGGGAUUGUAUGGGCAGGUUGCAGAUGUUCUGCUUCAGCUGUCCAAGUUAUCAUUCCUGAAGAUAGGGUCUCUGGCACAAGUCGACAAUGGGGAUACUUGGAGAGUGACAGAGAGGCCAUUGUCGUCAAAUAUGAACGAGAUUGUACAGCUCGGAACUCUACCACGCUCAAAACUACCUGAUAAAAGUGCAACAUUUAAGACCUCUUCUUCAUACCUCACUACACUGGCCAAUAUGCACCUCCGCCAUUUGACCCAUCAGCGAAACGACGCCAUCGAUAGCUCAAGCGACUGUCGCCGCAAAUAUAUUGCAAGAUACCUUUUUUGGAAGCUCUCUCUCGAGGGCAGACUAUCGCACCCCGAUCACAAUUCCGGGCCUUUCAAACUCUGGUGCGACGAUUUGCGCCCAGCUAACAUGUUAGUUAAUUCCAAUCUCGAAUUAGUCGCCGUCAUCGACUGGGAAUUCACAUACUCCGCUCCAGUAGAAUUCUCACACGCACCCCCCUGGUGGCUCCUAAUCGAACAACCAGAGUUCUGGCCGAGAGGAAUCGAUGAAUGGAUUACAGCCUACGAACCUCGGCUUCAAACAUUUUUAGCUGUUCUCCGAGAGCGUGAAGAUGCACUUAUACAGGAGGACAGGCUUGGAGAGGAGCAGAGACUCUCGCUCCCUAUGCGGGAAAGCUGGGAUAGUGGCGAUUUCUGGGUCGUGUAUGCUGCGAGGAAGGGGUUUACUUUCAAUGCGGUAUUCUGGAAGUAUUUGGAUUCGCGUUUCUUUGGGCCUGUGGCGGGGUUGGAUGGGGAUGAGUGGGAGAGGAGGGCUGGGUUGUUGGACGAAGAGGAGAUUAUGGAAAUUGACAGCUUCGUCGAACAAAAAGUGGAGGAAUUGAAAACUCGAGUCUUAGCAUGGGAACCCGAGGAGCAACUUGGAUAAGUUAAUUUGGUGUAUAUACGAUAUUAUAUCUGAAUUCUACCCCAUAUUAGAG